GCCAAUCGGGAUUUAGCUGAUUACCUGCGGACCUUUUAUGUACCCUGCACUACCUCGUUACUGCUCACAGCUUUACCACAACGCCUUUCACAAGACAACAAAUUACCACUGACGGCUUCAGUUGUCAACGCAGCCAGCAUGGUUCUCGCAUGUCUCAAGAACGUGCUCUUUCCCGCAAAGAAAGACGGAGAAUAUCAACGCUUGCUUGAUGCAGAACACGGCCCUCGACAACACUCCAUCGACACCAAUACCACCCUCGACGCUCUCAAUGAUGAGCAGAACGAGAAAAGCUCGCAAUCAUCCUUGUUCGCUUUCCACAUUUCUCCCAGAGUGGUCUCCGAUGCCACGAUUGGUCUCUCAGACGGUUUGACGGUACCCUUCGCAUUAACAGCCGGUCUAUCAGCCCUGGGCACCACCGAUCUCGUCAUCUAUGCCGGUUUCGCAGAGCUCGUUGCCGGGGCCAUCUCCAUGGGUCUUGGCGGGUACCUGGGUGCAAAAAGUGAAGCCGACGCGUAUUUGACGACACUUCAGAAGACCAGGAACAUUGUGGCUACCGAUCCUCAAGCUGCUUGUGAUAUGGCUCGAUCGACAUUUCGCGAGUACAGCUUGUCUCACGACUCGAUGGAUGCUCUCAUGAAGGAUUUGCAGUCUGAGGGCAGAUUGGUGGAUUUCUUGAUGGCGUUUCAUCAUGGGCUUGCUGAGGCCAACUUUCCAUCGUCAAAAGCGUAUACUGCAGGUUUGACAAUCGCCGCUGGAUAUUUCCUUGGGGGUCUGGUGCCGCUGCUUCCGUAUCUGUUCCUUGAUCGCAUCAGCGAGGCGUUCAGGUGCAGCGUCAUCGUCGUGGGAGUUGCAUUAUUCGUGUUCGGUUGGCUGAAGACUUCGGUUCUUGGAGAGUGCAGUCGCUGGGUUUGUUUACAAAAUGCUAUUCAGGUAGGCAUCUCUCAGAUAACAUUCUUGCGUCUUCAUACUGACACUGUGCUCCAGAUGCUCGUACUCGGAGCAAUCGCCGCUGGCGCUGCAAUGGGCUGCGUGAAGGCUAUCGGAGGAUGAAGCAUGAACAAGCUCAUGCAGUCUUUUCAUGACGAUUUUUGGAAUGCGCUUGGAGCUUCACGUCCUCUACUAUGAUCCCCAGUAUCCAACAAUUGGCGAGGAAAAAGAGGAUGCCAGCAAGCCAGAGACCAGGAACAAAUGUGGAGUUGCCCAGGAAUUCGAGCUGAAAGCCCUGCUGCAGCCAGAGGGCUUGACCCGCCACCCAUAACAGCAAUGCCGUGAUCCCAGUCCGCGGCUCGCGUAGUAGCGAUGAUGAAGGAAGGUAGAAUGGCAAGAAUACCAUGUACCAUAGAAAGUACUGUUU
This is a messenger RNA of Cercospora beticola, 1354 nucleotides long. The record is from RefSeq and is a predicted model, not a curated record. Lineage: Eukaryota; Fungi; Ascomycota; Dothideomycetes; Mycosphaerellales; Mycosphaerellaceae.